Molecule: messenger RNA, 579 nt
Organism: Ectocarpus sp. CCAP 1310/34
Lineage: Eukaryota; Phaeophyceae; Ectocarpales; Ectocarpaceae
Source: the annotation of a GenBank genome assembly
AUGAUGGCGGUCCUCAUUAUCGUUGUUUACCAGCGUUUCGUAUCGACGUGGCAUCUCCAACGCUCGUCAACGGAGCUUAACAAGGCAUGCCGGCGCGAAGCGACUUUGGUCGUGACAGUUGGUGAAGGCUUCAUGCCAGUGGGCUUCAUGCCAGUGGACCGCCUGGCUCGAAGCAGGAAGCACAACGAGGUGGGAGUGCGCCGGGCUACGGCCGAAAAAACGAUGGCUGGGCCAGGCGUCAUGCCUGCGUCAAGGGGUGAAGUAGACUUCACUCACCACAUGCGUUGCCUGCAACUCACCGCGACAGUCUGCCAGGAGCCUCCGCCGGAUGGGCUUGAGUUGCCGGCGUCCCUCCAAGAGCUCAAAUUCGGUGGACAUUUUUACAAGACUAUCGCCGGAGUCAAGUGGCCGCAGUCACUGGAGACGCUCAACGGUGGCGGGCGCGAGGCGCACCCCGUGCUCCACUGCCGGUUCCGGAGCCAUUUCGACAUCGGGCAGGUGGAGCGCGCGCUGGAGAAGAACGUCAUUGCCGCCCCCACCAACGUGGCUCGGUGGUGCAAGAGGUGGCAGAGGCAGUAG